AAAAAAAAAUAUUUACCCCAAAAACAAUCUGUCUCCAUUAUCAUGUAUAGUUGUAUGUAGUGUAGUGUUGCCUCCGCAAGAACAGAAACAGAUUACCUACAAAAAUCCCUCUCUCCAUCUCUGCUGUAGUUCGAAGCUCGAACUAUGCUCAACGCCUGCAUAACUUCAACAAUCUCACUAAGAACAAGAGGAUCAUCAUCAUCAUCCUCUUCUCCAUUUUCUCCAUAUGGCUACUCGCACUGCUCAAUCGAAUCGCACCCAUUUCUCCACUCAUCGUCCAGAUCGAGCUGCUGCAGCUGCUGCUGUUGCUGCUCCAAUCCAAUGUACAGAUCUCAGGUAAGCCCCAAUUACUGCUACAAUCUCUACGGAUUCAGACAAUCCUCCUUAAUUCAAUGGGCCCCUCACAGAAGGCUGACUGGGGUCAGCCUCGAUCGGUGCUACUAUACGCGAUUGCCCGUUUCCAGUGUUGGGUCCGAUUGCUAUUGCGAUGGGGUUUGCAAUUUCAGGGUUAAAAAUUCGGGCAGGGUAAGGAAAAUGGGUCUGGGUUUGAGUAGACGCAUGUUGUUUGAUGAAAGUGCUGAGAGGUAUGAAGUGGAGGCCGAGGCCGUGCUUAGUUUGCUGGCUGAGGAUUUUGACGAGAUAGAAUGUUCUCGUCCGCUAAAGGGAAAAAGGAAAUUACUGAAGAAAUCGGCCGUGGAGGAGAUGGGUAAUGAUGAGGUGAGGGGCAAGAUUAUGGUUAAGAAGAAAAUAGUGGAGUUAGGUGUUUUAGAGAGUGAGCCGAGGUGUGAGAAAAGGAAACCUAACGGUAUUUUAAGGAAGAAGGAUGGUAGAAGGAGAGAGGAAAUAGCUUUUAGGGAAGAAAAGGCGGAAAAUUUAGCUCGGGAGGGAAAUCGAAAAGAACGUGUGGAUGGUGUGACAAAUGGAAGAGACAGAAAGAAUGAAGAAGAUGAGGUGUGGAUUAGAAAGUCGAGCCAGAGGGUCGGUGAGGAGAAAGGGAGAGAAUAUAUUUUGAGGAAAGAGAAUGUGAAUGUGAGUUCAAGGAGGGAUGAUGAGACAGAAGAUCUUUCAAGGAGAGAGGAAGAUAGGGAGAAGGUGAGGAGGAGAGAUGGAUCGAGUUGCUCAUCGUAUUACUCGUUCUCGUCGGCUGGUGAUUACGAGAGCGAAAACGAAACUGAGCUCAAAGAAGACGGGUUUUCUGGGGACUUGUCGAAUUCGGGCGUUGAAAUAGUUCACCAGAAAACUAUGAAAGAGGAUCAGAGGUAUGAGGCUCGUAAAGAAGAUCGUGGACGGAUUUCGACAAGAAAGAGUACAGAAAAGGAUUUCGAGUCUGAUUUUAGGAAGAAAUCGGAAAAGAAACUUACUGAUAUAUCGGUGGAGGAGGUGGAGUCGAGUAAAAAAUCGUUGAUGAAGGAGUCGAAUUUUUCGAGGGCAAGUGAAAUUAAUUAUGAAAGAGGGUCUGAUUACUUUGAUGAGCGGAAAGUAAAAUCGUUGAGCGAAAUCACGAAACCGACUGAAGAGAGAAAACAGAAGCUUCUGCAAAUGGGUGAUGAAGAGCUAAGGCAAUCUGAAACGAGAAUGAAAUACAAACAGUUUGUGGGAAAGAAAGAUACACGUGUUGAUGAGGUUAGAAGUUCUUACGGUUCUCAAAAGGGAUAUACUGUCAAGGGUGAGAUGUCUGCUAAAGUUAAGAGUCCGGAAAAAGCUGUAGAACAUCAAGCACAUCAAGCUGCAGUUGGACUUAGCACAAAAGAGGAUAACUACGAAAGAGAUUCUUGCAAGAUUUCUGAAGUAUCAGAAAGUCAAGAUAUUGAUAUUCGAAAAACUUCCAUUUCCAAGCAAAGGCUCGAAACCAGUGUGAAGGAGGAAGAAUACUCGACCAAUGUAUUUACUUCAACUAAUGUUGCUUCAAAGCAACAACGAGAUGAACAAGCAAGUUUCUUAGGGGAAUCAAGCGGGACAUCUCAAAAUUUGACCAGUAAAAAUGGUAAGUCGAUUUUGAAAAGGGAAUCAGAGAAGCUUAUGAAACAACAAGAUAAUUUGAACUUAGUCUACGGCUCGUCUUCUGAAUCCAAGCAGACACUCUCACAGACACAUUCCAAAAUUGACAAGACAGUUAAUUCCAGAAAAGAAUCUGAUGAAUUCAUUAUUACACAACCUUUACCAUAUUUACCUGAAAAAGAUGCUACUAAUGAAGGUGGAUCUACACUGGCUAGCAAUGAUACUUUUCAUGGGCAGACCUCGAAGUUUGUUUCACCUGAAGAUGCAAUUGAGUCUGCUGCUCGAUUAGAGAAAUCCUCAGAACACUAUCACGGUGAGUUUGUUAGCCAGUUAAGGAGUGAAAUAGUGUCUUCUGAAAUCCAGAGGGAAAAACAAACGCCCGAAACUAAGGUUUUGCCCAAGGUGCAUGACUUAAAGCAAGAUGGUCAACCAUCUGAGUCAAAGGGGCCUUCGGAUGAAAUGUGGAAAGAGGACGAACCAUCUGCUCAGAAACUACUUAAGCCAGAAAUCCAAGAUAAUUCAAUCAAACCUGAAAAUGCCAUUGUAAAGAGAAGCGGGAAAUCAUUGUGGAAUAUUUUUGCCGACAUUGUUCGUUUGCGUUGGUCCCCACGUCUGGAAAGGAAAAGCUCGCCUAAUCAGUCCACGAGUAGCGAAGCAUGGUUUUCUGGUCAUGAAGCAGAUGAAAAUGAAGGGACGAGCAUAACACAUGAUUUGUCUAGCAGGCGUCAAGAAGAAAAAACCCACUUUUUAGUUGGACAAAGUUCCGGCUCAUCAACUUCAGAGGGCUAUAUAAAGAAUGGCAGAAUAAAUGAACCAUCUUCUUCAUCUGUUCUAGAAACUUCAGGUAUAGAAGUUCCUGAAGGAAAGUUUGGGGAUACGUCAUCCUCAAUUUCUUUACCUGCAUUAAGGCUUCGAAAGUUUUCUUCUUUGAGAGGAGGUUUAGAGAUUAAAGAAGUUAAAGAAGAAAAUCCGUCCGAAAGCGAUGUGAAAAUGGAGAAACAAGAAUCAUCGGUUAGUGAGGGGGAGGUAAAACAAAAAAGACUUCAGAGAAAAGAUCAAAUCAUGAAAGAUAGAUUUGAUGAGUGGGAAGAAGCAUACAUGCUUGAAGCAGAGCAGAGAAAAAUCGAUGAAAUGUUUAUGAGGGAAGCACUUUUGGAAGCCAAAAAAGCUGCUGACAACUGGGAGGUGCCAGUGGGGGCUGUGCUAGUGCACAAUGGAAAGAUAAUUGCUCGUGGGUGCAAUCUGGUAGAAGAGAUGCGUGACUCGACUGCUCAUGCGGAAAUCAUAUGUAUACGAGAGGCUUCAAACGUUCUCCGGACAUGGAGGCUUUCGGAAACUACUCUCUAUAUUACACUUGAACCUUGCGCGAUGUGUGCUGGAGCAAUACUCCAAGCUCGAAUAGACACUGUUGUAUGGGGAGCUCCUAAUAAGCUCCUGGGAGCAGAUGGUAGCUGGAUUAGGCUUUUCCCUGUUGGUGAAGGAGGAAAUAGUGACUUGGACUUAACGAGUAAGCCACCUGCCCCGAUUCAUCCUUUUCACCCGAAGAUAGUCGUGAGACGAGGUGUACUUUCUUCAGAGUGUGCUGAUGCAAUGCAACAAUUUUUUAAGCUAAGGAGAAAGAAGGACAAAAAACCCGAUAUUGCCACAUCACCUCCUUCUUGCCUUCCGAUUACACACCGCCCGUCCAGGUUCAUGGCCAAGAUGCAUGAUGGUUUUAGCCUCAUCUUCGAAGUUAUGUCGCCACCGGCCACCCCACCGCCACUUCCACCGCCACCCGUCUCAGCUCCGGUGCCGGAUUUUGUCCCGGCACCAUCACCGGAGCCCGCCAAACACAAGAAGAGACACCAUAAACACAAACAUCAUCACUCUCCGGCACCGGCACCGGCAUUGAUCAUCCAUAGCCCUCCGGCCCCACCUACCGUUCAAGAUUCCGACGAUGACACAGCAUUCGCACCUUCCCCAACUUUUAAUCUGAACGGAGGCGUAUCGAGAAGAACUAGCAUGAGGGUUACUGUUGGAAUUGCAUUGGCUACGUUUUUGGCCGUCAGUAGUUUUUGCGCCUAAGAUUUUUUUCUGCGCAUAAGUUUUUGGCAAAAUGAGAGAAAAGGUGUAUUGGCAUACAGACGAGGAUCAGAGCAUCAGUGCAUUUGUAAAACCACAUAAUAAUAUUUUUCAUUCUUUUUGUACCUCUGAAGAUUGAUUGUGUUAUCAUUCAUCACUACAUGAAUAUAAUGAAAUUGUUUUCUUUGUCAUCAUCAACCCAGAAUGAAACUGAACUGUGGAAAUUUAAAUAAAAAAAAAAAAAGAGGAGAA
This is a messenger RNA of Striga asiatica, 4311 nucleotides long. The record is from the annotation of a GenBank genome assembly. NCBI's taxonomy places the organism in Eukaryota, Viridiplantae, Streptophyta, Magnoliopsida, Lamiales, Orobanchaceae.